AUGUCUCAACCACAUACUAUACCGCAUACCAUCACCUACACCCUACUCAACCACGACGGUCCGCUGUUCAUAGCUGGGACCUUUUCGCAACCUGCCUGGCUUCUCCAAGAAAUGGAACCGUCGACACCGGCCAGAAAUUCUAACACCUAUUCCAUCUGUGUCAUGGUCGAACCUGACAAGGAAUAUCAGUACAGAUUCAGGCAAGGCCGAGAUGGCUUGUGGGCUGUCGAUGAGCGGGAGCCGAUUGUCAAAAGCGUCUUGGGCACCAAGAGCAAUAUUCUCCGAGCAAAAGAGCCUGCCAAGGCCAGCAAUGGCAACGCCAACACCAGCACCAACAUCAACGAAAACGACGGCGCCAAUGAUACCGUGAGCUUCACUGUUCCACUCUUCGCUCAUGAGCGACUCGGCGCCGCCUACACUCUGAGCGAUGGUAGCCACCAAGCCCAGGACACGACUACCAGCGAGAUGCAAAGGGAAAUUUCACCCAGAACGAUGAACAGUGCUCCCGUUGACCUCAACGACCCCACCCUGGAGCCCUUUCCCUGCGAUAAGUCGUCGAUCCUAGGCACCCUGCGCAAGAUCCAGUCCAGCAUGGGCGAACACGCUGUGGCUGUGGACAUCCAGCAGCACUCGAACCGAAGGAGCAGCCUUGACUCGGAUGAUGGCUCCUCGGGCUCCGUGAGCCCGUCCUCUUUUCGACGCAGAGAAAAUCGGUUGUCCAAUGGCAGCAAACGUAACCUGUCCGUUGCGUCACUCGGCUCCAUUGCUGAAGAGCCCAAUGGGGGAAUGCAUAAACGCGAGCUGAGAAACAUUGCUGAAGCAUCCAUCGGCGACGGCGGUGAAGCUCUCAUGAUGAGAACGCCUAAGCGACAAUGA
This is a messenger RNA of Cordyceps fumosorosea ARSEF 2679, 876 nucleotides long. RefSeq lists its product as hypothetical. The transcript is spliced from 2 exons. Lineage: Eukaryota; Fungi; Ascomycota; Sordariomycetes; Hypocreales; Cordycipitaceae. The record is from RefSeq and is a predicted model, not a curated record. Bases 1 to 876 code for a protein of 291 amino acids.